ACCCCAAAAAAGAAGAACUUUUGCUGAAACUGCUGGAGGAGAGACAGAUCCUGCCCCUGAAACCAUGGGGCCUGUCAGCUACUCAUCAGAGACCUAUGACUUGAACCAGGUGGAGGUGAGUGGUUACUAUGAAGCCGAGAACACCACCCCUUCUUUGGAGGGCUACUUCUGCUUCAACCCAGACUCAUCCAUGGUCGGCGACCAGAGAGACCCCUUCAGAAAGGUCUUCAUGCCCCUCAUCUAUCUGCUGAUGUUUGUAUUGGGGACUCUGGGCAACGCCCUGGUCCUGGUCAUUUUAGAGAGGUUCAAGCGGUCUCGCACUACCACGGAAAACUUCCUCUUCCACCUCACCCUGGCCAACCUGGCACUGCUGCUCACCUUCCCCUUCAGCGUGGUGGAGAGCUUGGCCGGGUGGGUAUUUGGGAAGUUCCUCUGCAAGAUCCUCAGUGCUGUCCACAAGAUCAAUUUCUACUGCAGUAGCAUGCUGCUGGGGUGCAUCGCGGUGGACCGCUACCUGGCCAUCGUCUAUGCAAUCCACACCUACCGCAAACGCAGAGCUCGCUCCAUCCACCUCACCUGUAUGGCUGUGUGGCUCUGCUCGCUGCUUUUGACCUUACCCGAUCUCAUCUUCAUGGAAGUCUGGACAGAUGACAGCAACCGCAGCAUUUGCUAUUUUCCAGAGGUUGGGAUCGAUGGCAACAACGUCUGGCUGGCGACCCGCUUCCUCUACCACACCGUGGGCUUCUUCGUGCCCCUACUGGUCAUGUGUUACUGCUACACAGCCAUCGUCCGGGCUCUAUGUCAGUCCCAGCGCCUGCAGAGGCAAAAAGCUGUCCGCGUGGCCAUCCUGGUCACGGGCGUCUUCCUGCUCUGCUGGAGCCCGUACCACAUCGUCAUCUUCCUGAACACGCUGACCAAGCUAGAAACCUUCACCAAGAACUGCGUCCUGGAAGACCAGCUGGACACGGCCAUCAUGGUGACAGAGGCCAUCGGCUUCACACACUGCUGCCUCAACCCCAUCCUCUACGCCUUCAUUGGAGUCAAGUUCCGUAAUGACUUCUUCCGGAUCCUGCAGGAGCUUGGCUGCAUAAGCCAGGAGACCCUGCAGGAGAUCCUGGAGGUGACGAGGAAGGGCAGCGGGAUCGAGUCUGACAACACCACCUCUAUCUCCACGUUCUAG
This is a messenger RNA of Pelecanus crispus (Dalmatian pelican), 1180 nucleotides long. RefSeq names its product C-X-C motif chemokine receptor 5 (gene CXCR5). The record is from RefSeq and is a predicted model, not a curated record. Gene Ontology annotation, cellular component: membrane; external side of plasma membrane. Gene Ontology annotation, molecular function: C-X-C chemokine receptor activity; C-C chemokine receptor activity; C-C chemokine binding. Lineage: Eukaryota; Metazoa; Chordata; Aves; Pelecaniformes; Pelecanidae. Gene Ontology annotation, biological process: positive regulation of cytosolic calcium ion concentration; calcium-mediated signaling; lymph node development.